This is a messenger RNA of Eimeria maxima, 1983 nucleotides long. RefSeq lists its product as hypothetical. The transcript is spliced from 2 exons. The record is from RefSeq and is a predicted model, not a curated record. The coding region runs from base 1 to 1983 and encodes 660 amino acids. Lineage: Eukaryota; Apicomplexa; Conoidasida; Eucoccidiorida; Eimeriidae.
AUGAAGGAAAAAAAGGAGAAAAAAUUGUUUAUAACAACAGCAGAAGAAUCUCCCUUCUGCUAUAGGUAUGAGGUGUAUACGAAGCUGCUGCUGCAGCUGCAGCAGCAGCACCAUCAACGACAACUGCAGCAGCAGCAGCAGCAGCAGCAGCAACUCAACCUCCAACAGCAGCAGCAGCAGCCGCAGCAGCAACAGCAGGUACCAACACCCUUCCCUGCUAUGUAUACAGCCAUUCCUGAGUCAUUCCUUCUACACAUCCCACAGCAGCAGCAGCAGCAGCAGCAUCAACAGCAGCAGCAGCAGCAGCCUCAAGAAUGGACCUUCUCUAUGACUGUCCGCCGUCAGAACGACGGCUUGCUGCUGCUGCUGCAGGUGGCUCUCUAUACACCUGGAGGCGUUCGCGUUCGCCUCUCUGAGCAGCAGCAGCAGCAACAGCAGCAGAAUCAACAGCAGCAGCAAAAACAGCAGCAGCAGCAGCAUAAGCGUAGACCCUUCGCAGCUGAGGUGCUGCUCGACAAGCAGCAGCUGCAGCAGCUACUCGUCCGCUGCUGCAGCGUGCAGCAGCAAGUAGACAAGACCAUCAUUACAGCUGCAUGCGUUCCCCCAACACAAGCAGCAGCAGCUGCUGCUGCUGCGGCGGUGGCAGCAGCAGCAGGAACAGCAGCAACAGCAACAACAGGAACGCUUGACUACAGUGCUAGCGAUGCCCUCGGCCCUGAAUGGCUCCUCCCUUGUUCAGCAGCAGCAGCAGCAGCAGCACCGACAGCAGCAGCAGCAGCAGAGGAAGCCACUCAACCUGGAGCUCCUGGUAGCGCCAGCAGCAACAGCUGCAGCAGCAGCAGCAACAGCAGCAGCAACAGCAACAGCAGCAGCAGCAGCAGCAGCAAUAUAUUAAAGGUGUGUAUUAAUCAUACACCCUUUGGGGUGUCUGUACACCUCAAUGAUUGCGAGCUGCAGCGGCUAAAUGAUAAGCAGCUGCUUAAUUGGGAGAGCAGCAGCAGCAGCAGCAGCAGGCAAUUAUAUACUCCUGCUGCUGCUGCUGCUGAUGAUGAUGAUGAUAAUGAUGAUGAUGAUUAUACUGCUGCUGCUGCUGCUGCUGAGGGCUAUACACGCCCGCGCCAGCAGCAGCAGCAAAGUGUUUGUAGGGAAAUUGCUGCUGCAGCAGCAGAAGCAGAUAUUGCCCUGCAGCAGCAGCUGCUGGCGUCAUCUACAUUAGACCCCACAAGCUGUCUGUUGGGUCCAGCAGCAGCAGCAACAGCAGCAGCAGCAGCAAAAGCUGCAGAAACAGAAGCAGCAGCAGCAGCAGACGUAGCAGCAGAAGUUGCAACAGAAGCAGCAGCAGAAGCAACUGUAGCCAAGGCAGUUGCCUCUCAGGCUGCAGCAGAAGCAGCAGCAGCAGCAACAGCAGCAGCAGCAGCAGCAACCGAGGCUAAUAAGAAAGCUGCAGCAGGAAGAAUGACAGUCAAGAGAAGGAAGAGCGAAGCAGCAGCAGCAGCAGAUGAAGCAACAGAUGCAGCAGAAACAGCAGCAGCAGCAGCAGCAGCAGCAGGUGCUGGUGCAGCAGUUGCUUCAUCUGCUGCUGCGGAUCUUGCAGAAGCAGCAGCAGAAGCAGCAUCAGGUGCAGCAACAACAAGUGCAGCAGCAGCAGAUACAUCAACAGCAGCAACAGCAGCAACAGCAGCAGCAGCAGGAGGAGGAGCAGCAGAAUUGCUGCUAGGAAAUAUAAGAGAUGCAAUAGAUGUGUGCAGCAAACUAUCUGCUGCUGCAUGCAGCAGCAGCAGCAGCAGCAGCAGCAGCAACAGCAACAGCAGCAGCAGCAGCAGCAACAGCAGCAGCAGCAGCAGCACUAUCACUAUUAUCACUAUCAGCAGCAACAACAAGACUAUCCUUAUCAUCCCCAUGACUAUCCCCAUCAGCAGCAGCAGCAGCAGCAGCAGCACCAACAGCAGCAACAGCAGCAGCAGCAGCAAGAGGAAAAUAUAA